AUGUAUAGUAACCUAAAUAUUAAGAAGAAUCUAUAAAGCAGCCAAUCUCAACCAUCCUUCUACUACCAAGACUAUCUCUCCGGCAACACUUGCAACUCAUCAACCUUCCUCAGAGAAAUAUCAUACUAGGUUAAUUUAACGGAAUUGUACAAAGUAAUUGGAUCAUGCUAUUUGAAUGCUUAAAUGGAAUUCUGUCCAGUUCUUGUUCAAAUAAACCAUACUCUGCUGAAGAAAGAGUAUGGAGCUGAGUACUUAUUGUAAGUUUGGGAUAGACAGGGCUAAAAAGUUUACCAGCGACCCCUCAAAAGUAAAGAUACCUAUUUCCGUUUGAUUGUUAUUAUAAGAUCCGAUAAAGACUUGGGCUGCGACGAUGACUUUGACUGUUACCAUUUGGUGAAUCUUAAGAACGGAAAUUCAACUCUUUUGAUCAAGGACUGCAUAAAUGAUCCAACAUGCGGCUUCAUCGCUUAUUCUCACGAGGUCUUAUACAUUGCAAACAAAUCUACAAUAUUUCUUAUAAAUUCAAAACACUCUAUUGAACACGGAGAAGUCAAGAGAAUCGAUCUUUCCAACAGGACUGAGAAUGUUCAGCGGAUCGUGCCAGGACUAAAUAUUCAUGGACUCUUCAAUUAUCAUGUCUAACGCACUCCAUUUUUCAAGAGUCAUAUUGUAGUUGUAGCUCUGGAAACGUCAGAUAACCAACUGGACUUUUCUCAAGUCUUUAACAUGAACAUCGGAACUCCAAGUUUCAAAUAUUAACUCCGACAAUAAAGGGAGUUAGUGGGAAGAGAUGUGAAGAUAGAUCCUAUUCAGAAAUUCUAAUUCAUCAUCGAUUCUAAGAAUACUUUCUAUGGAAUUUCUCUAAGACAAUCAGGCCAUUGCGAUCUUUACUGGGAUAUGACGCUUGUAGACUCUCCCCCAGAGGGUACUAUAAAUUCUCGAAUUAAAUCUUAUUUACUAGACCUUGCCAAGGACGUAUCUUUGAGUUUUGAUGAAAUUUACAUGCACAUGAAAACAGAUAAUUCAAUACGUGGUAUUGCCUGCACUGGUCCUUCGAUUACAUUUGAGCAAUCUGAUGUAGAAAGUGAAGAUUUUGAAUUUUCUAUUAUUUUCUAUCAGAACAUAAAAAAUCAUGUUCAUCUUUUUGGAAGUUUCUCACUUAUCAGAACAACUCUCUAUGUAGUACACGGCCCAUUCAUUUCACUUUAUGAUAUUAGAAGAGCUGUUUGGCUGAAGCAUGCUAAAUUUUUGGAAGGAGAUAUUUGCAAACUUGUUAAAAAGAUGACUCUUCGCAAAGGCAAAGAAACAUCUCCAAGAGAUGAGCAAGAAAAACUUGAACUCGCAGCAAUCCUGAUGAACGGUUCAAUAUACAUGAAUAUUUAAAGUCUUAUUUUCUCUGAGGAGAAACUAAAGCAAACAUAAGAUGCAACGACUCAGAGUAGUGUUCAACCUUUGUAAUAUGUUUAGUCCAUUCUAAACAUUGACUCCAACUUUAAAUAUCAAAAUGACCUAAUUUAAGGGGAACUGAUAAAAGUUGCUGAGGAUCAGUAGAGAAACGAGUGGUGCUAUAUUAUGAUGAAACAAGAAAUGCAAAAGGUUGGAGAAGAGCCAAGCUAUCUUGUGAGGCUUUUUGUCAUGCAUUAUGAUGAAAUCUAUGAAAUCAAGGAAGGCAUUGAGGACCCCAUUGAUAUUUUUACAAGUUUCGUACAUGUUUUCUCACCUUCUGAAGAAGCCUAUCUAGUUCUAUAAAAGCAUUCUUAAGUGAUGGUGUAUCAUCUUACUAUUGGCAAGCCACCAACAACGGAUUUUGAAGAACUUACUCCUCUAGGUAAUGAGGUCAAAGAUACAGUAAUAGCUUAAUGUAUCCUCCAAGAUACUAUCAGAAAUGUUGCUGGAAGUUUUCACUCUAGUAUGACUACUAACAUUCAAGAUCACAUCUUCUUUGUUGAUGAAAGACAUAUCUACCUCUAUAAUAUAGUUUAAAAAUAGAGCAAGACCUACAAAGACUAAAAUUGUGUCGGUCUCUUUGUCGUUGAUAACAAAUUUUGCUACACUUUGAGUCAUUCUAGCGGAGAUAAAAGCUCUGGUCUUAGACUUUAUGAUAUUAACAAUAUCCUAUCUAAAGAUACAGAUGUCAGUUACCUUCUUCAAAACGUCUAAGUUGGCUUUGCUGGAGUAAUAGAUUGGAAUCAAGACUAUUCAAGAUUCAGUAUUUUGAAAUCUCUUGAUUGCUUGACCAUCUUGCCUGCUCUUCACAGAAACACUAUCGCAUUCAUUGGUAUGAGCAAGCGUCAGACAUAUCUUGCUACCAAGGUAAUCAAGGACAAGUUUAUUGCUCUUGACAACAAGAACUAACUUCUGUGCUGGAAUAUUACAACUGGCAAACUCAACUCUGUUCAUAGAUUACCAACUCGUUAAGACUACUCUAGAUUUAGCAUAUUCAGUUCACCAAAGGACGAUCCAUAUGGAUCAGCUUAUCACAGAGAAUGGAUGUAGAAAAUCUUGCUAGUCAAAAAUGAUAGAGAAAUUGACUUUGAUGAAAACUCUUUCUAUAAAAAUGAGGGAGUCAUAGCCUCUGCUCAUAAUCAAGUAUCUUAUGCCUAGAUCUAAAAGAAGGAAUUCAGGGAAUAUAGACUGAUUGAAAUAGUUAGUGAUAUCGAGGUCAAGGAGCAUCUUGUCUUUAUUCAUCCAUUUUACUUCAACGAUAAGCAAAGAAUUUACUUUGACAGUAAAAACUAAUAUAUGCUAGAGAAACUGGGUCAUCCAAGAGUAUUCCUAUACGAGAAAGAGGAAAAUAGAAUGAGAAGAACCAUUAAGUGGCGAUGCAUUAGAAGAUUCUCAAAGUAUCCAGAAGAACUCGAAAAUGAUUCAGGAUUCCUAAGAGCUCUGAGUCCUUCGUUCUAAAACUUGGUGGAUGUCAACAGAAAAGAUAACUUAUUUGUAAUUAGAGAUACGUUUUCAAACAGAGUCAUUUGCACAGUUCCAAAGGACUUAAUGGACUUGAAUUUAGAACCAGCAAGCGAAAUCAUGAAUAGAUUCAAAUGGGUGGACGACGAGACCAUAAAGAUCAUCAAUCACGAGGGCAUAGAAAAGAUAGUUUACUUAAGAGGCAUGGAACUCAUUGAGAUAGAGUAUAAUGUCAUUCCACUAUUCGACAAUCAUGAAAUCAAGAGUCCACUCAGACAUUACUAUACAAACAAGUCUCAACUCUCAGUGUGGCAAGUCAAAGAAAGGCUAAUCAGGAAAUAUCAGGCUUACAAGUCAGGUUACUAUUUAGAACACAAGCAAGAUGCAUACGGUCUUUACCCAGACGUGUUCACCGUCGACUACCAGGUUGAUCAUUGCAAAGGAAUGCAUGUAGCUGAUAUGAGUUUCACAUUCUUGCAUUGGAAGAUGAUGGAGCAACUUGAAAAGAAAGCUCUUCAGAUUGAACUGGUUGAUAACAGCCAAAUUGAACUACUGCUGUAUAAUAUCCUGCCACAGGGCAACACAAUCUUGCACAAACUUUCAGCUAAUGGAGAUGUUAUCAAGAAAUUAUUCCACCUAGCACACCCUAAUGAAGAAAAUGUGAAGGAAAUCCACAUUCAUGUACCAUUCUUGCAGAAUCUAAACGGUGAAUCUCCUCUGCAUAUAUGCAAGAAGCAGUAGGAUAUCAGAACAAUGGAUACUAUGCUGACUUACUUAGCUGGCUAUGGUAUAGACCAUCAUUCAAGAGCCUUAAUAGAACUAAUGCCAAUAAUUAUUGAAAAAUAACUUCCAAGUUUACUUCCUUAUCUAGAUUCAAGAUUAGUUUAGACCAGAAGACUUGAAAAGAUAACUAAAGGUUGCUUAAAGAAAAAUUCACUAGGCAUUUGUGAAAGCAAGAUCUGGUUUAACUAUGAUGACGUAGAGAAAAAACUAAUGGAAACGAGGAAAGAAGGAGAUGAAAGUAUGGUGGAGAGACCAAUCAGAGUGCAAUUUGUGGAUUUGCCAAAUGUAUAUCACUACGAUGACCCAAUCUGCGACGAAUUCUUCGGCUAGCUCGCAGACACUGAUUAGUACGAUGUAUUCGCCAGAAAGGGCAUUCAGAAGAUGAUAGAAUUCAAUUACCCGCUUGUAAAGAGCUGGACAAUCAAGAGGUUGUUUGUUCCAUUCGUUAUGUUCCAAGUCACACUGUUUGUCUAUUUGAACGUUAUUUUCAAACAGCCUGGUGCGCUUAUUGAGAAGAUCGAUUUCCCAAUGCAGAUUCUGCUAGGACUGUUCUCAUGCUACUUCUUGCAAAACGAGUUGUUCCAGAUGAGGACUGAAGGGCUAAACUAUUUCUCUUCUAUUUGGAAUUACAUAGAUAUUGUCACACCUUCUACUAUCAUGACUGUGGUAUGUAUAAAUGCUUUCAACAUUCACAUGGACGAUGAAUCAGAGAGAGUGCUGCAGGCUAUCGGAGUGUUCUUCAUGUGGUUCAAGUUCUUGUACUUCUUCCGUAUCUUCAAGAACUUCGGAUAUUUGACUAGACUCAUCAUCAUCGUUAUCAACGACAUGAAGACCUUCCUGUUUGUGAUGUUUUUCACUAUUAUUGCCUUCUCUGACUCUCUUCUUACUCUCAGCAAUGGAAAUAAAGAGGGAGAAAGAUUUGUGCACGGAUUCGGUGAUUCCAUUAUCUACACCUACAGAAUCAUCUUAGGAGACUUUGAUGUCAAAGAUUUCCAUGGCUGCGGAACAGAAUUAGUUUAUGCUUUGUUCAUUAUGUGCACAGUGUUCAACACCAUUGUCAUGCUCAACCUUUUGAUUGCCAUUAUUUCUGAAACCUUCUCAAUGGUGAAGGAAAACGCUUCAAAUGCUGCCUACUAGGAAAUGGCUUCCAUGAUUGCUGAGAAUUCUUAUUUGAUUCCAGAUAGGAUCAAGCAGAGUUAUGCUGAGAAGAACAGAAAUCUUAUGAUUGUGACUGACUUAGAAAACGAGAUGGAAGAUGACAGUGAUGAAUGGAAAAUAGUUAUAAAUAGAAUUGAGCAAGUUAAGAAAAACAUGCUCAAUAAGAUGAGUCACAUUAACAAGGAUGUCAAGAAGAUCAGUAGACAUACUGAAGCAUAGUAAAUAUGGCAGGAGAUGCAGGAUUUCAGAACCAAUCAGAUCCUCAACAACAUAGAAAAGCUUCAAAAUCAGAGAAUGGACAAUGAUAUUGCCUCGUCAAGAUUAGAAACCGACAGUGUGUUGGGAGGUAUGUUUGGAAGUGGGAACCAGACUCAGACCAAUCCAAGAAUGACAAUGCUCAUCAAGAGAACUAUGCAGAAUAACCUUUCAAACAAAGUGAUGGGGUUGAUGUCUGACAAGAGAAACACACUUCUGUAGAGAAAGAAGCCAGAAGGCAGUGACUUAACAAAGUGA
Molecule: messenger RNA, 5361 nt
Organism: Stylonychia lemnae
Lineage: Eukaryota; Ciliophora; Spirotrichea; Sporadotrichida; Oxytrichidae
Source: the annotation of a GenBank genome assembly